ACUUAUAACUCAAUUAAACAUUGAUUGUAGCCAGCGGUGUUAGCCUGAGCUGACUAUUUUAGCUGACUUGCUACGUUUUUAGCCUAAAAUCGGGUGCUUUUGUAUUAUCAGCGCACUUUGAGCCAUUAGGAAGUCUCUGCAGGUGUCUGACAGCUGGAAGAAAACUACUUUUUGCACCCAUUUUUAAUUAUUCAUCUCGGUAAACACUUGUCUUGGAUGGCUGAAUCAGAGACCAUGUCUCUCCCUGUCCAAACUGGCGAUAAGAGAGGAUGUUCAGAGGAUAAAGAUGAAGACGUUCCUUCAAAGAAGCCAAAAGUUGAGAGUGAUCAUGAAAAUGGAGGCGCUCCUGAUCUAAAUGAGGAGGAGCCUGCAGAAGAGGCAAGUGAGGAAGAUGACGAUGGAGACACCUUUGCUGACAUGAUGAAGCACGGUCUGACUGAGACGGAUGUGGGCAUCCUGAAGUACGUUAGUGACCAUGAGGGCUUCUCAGGGAUCCUGAAAGAGAGAUAUUCUGAUUUUGUUGUGCAUGAAAUCAACAAACAAGGCAAGACGGUGCAUUUGGAUGACCUGUCUAUCCCUGUAGACAGUGAGCAAGCCUCCGAGACCGAGCAGCUGCCAAAAGAAAGUGACGUGUUGACCGAGGAGCAGAAAAAGCAGCUUGGUGAGCUGCAGCUGUUCAAGAAUAAAGAGGGAAACGUCGCCAUUGAGGUUAUGGAUGACACAAAAGAAAAACGGACACUUGUUCAUAAAGCCAUCAAGACUCAGUUUCCAGGUUUGGAAACAAAAACCGAAGAGAAAGACGGGCGAAAGUUCAUCGUGGCCUACCAUGCUGCUGGCAAGAAGGCUCUCGCAGAAGUCAAAACAACAAAAGCUCCAAGGAAGCAUUUUUGGCCCAAAAACCGUGGCAGCUACUGCCACUUUACCCUGUACAAGGAGAACAAAGAUACCAUGGAUGCAAUCAAUGUGCUCUCCAAGUUCCUCAGGCUCAGACCCAACAUGUUCUCCUACAUGGGAACCAAAGACAAGAGAGCCAUCACUGUGCAGGAGAUCGCUGUGCUCAAGAUCACAGCUGAGAGGCUGGCUCACCUCAACAAGUGCCUCAUGAACCUGAAGCUUGGGAACUUUUGUUACAAAAACCACCCUCUAAAGCUCGGGGAGCUGCAGGGAAACCACUUCACUGUGGUCAUCAGGAACAUCUCAGGAACCAGUGAGCAGGUGCAUCAGGCAAUGACGUCUCUCAAAACGACAGGCUUCAUCAACUACUUUGGAAUGCAGCGGUUCGGCACCACGGCGGUGCCCACGCAGCACGUUGGCAGGGCUAUUCUGAGAAACGACUGGAAUGAAGUGGUGGAUUUGAUUUUGAAGCCUCGUCCUGGAGCAGAGAAAGAGUUUCUGGUCCGCUGCCGGGAGGAGUGGGCCAAGUCUCAGGACCCAGAGGCUGCACUGAAAAAGCUGCCUAACAAACGCUGUGUGGAGGGACAGCUGCUGCGUGGCCUGUCCAUGUAUGGCAAGAAAAACAUCGUCACUGCCUUUGGACUGAUCCCUCGAAACAGCCGGCUGAUGUACAUCCACAGCUACCAGAGCGUGGUGUGGAACACCAUGGUGAGCCGCAGAAUCGACUCCUUUGGCCUGAAGGCUGUGGAGGGAGAUCUGGUCCUCAGAGGAACUGCAGCCCACGUGCUGUCUGCAGAGGAGGCUGAGACUCACACCAUCCAUGACAUUGUGAUGCCACUUCCUGGGUUUGACGUCAUCUAUCCAUCUCACCAUAUCGGUGAAGGUUACAGAGAGAUGCUGACAGCAGACGGGCUGGACAUCGACAACAUGAGACACAAAGUGAAGGACUACUCUCUAGCUGGAGCCUACAGACGUGUGGUCAUCAGACCCACUGAUGUCAGCUGGGAGGUAAUUCACUACGACGACCCCAGGAUCUCUCUAGUACACACUGAUUUUGAGAAGCUGGAGAACAAACCUGCUCCUGUUUUCAUCAAAGAUGGGAAGUAUCGAGCUCUGAGGAUGGAGUUCUCCCUUCCUCCUUCUACCUAUGCCACCAUGGCGAUCAGAGAGGUCCUCAAGUUGGACACAAGCAUUAAGAAACAGACGCAGCUCAACACCACCUGGUUGAACUGAGACCAGAACUGUCUAAAACAGGAACUGGAACGUCCUCUACGGCUGGCUGCUGUUAUGGCUGUGGUAACGCGUGUAUGACAAGUACAGUUGAUUUAUAAAAUAAUUUUAAGUUAAUUUUGACAUUUUUUGUGAUGUUUUUUACUUUAAAACAUUUUUGUGCUGCUGUGAGUCUGAAUGUUUUCAGUGAUUUAGGUAAAGACUUUUGCUUUCAGGGUGCUCGUUUACCCUGCUGCUAAUUUAUAGUGUGUUUUGUUUUAUAUCAAGCAGUGAAAUAUACAUUUACAUCAUAACUCUUUCACUCACAGUCUGGUCAUAUUUGAUUAAAAACAGAUUUAUUGUUUUAUAA
This is a messenger RNA of Nothobranchius furzeri (turquoise killifish), 2473 nucleotides long. It is a transcript of the gene pus7, whose product is annotated as pseudouridine synthase 7. Gene Ontology annotation, biological process: pseudouridine synthesis. Gene Ontology annotation, molecular function: pseudouridine synthase activity; RNA binding. The record is from RefSeq and is a predicted model, not a curated record. NCBI's taxonomy places the organism in Eukaryota, Metazoa, Chordata, Actinopteri, Cyprinodontiformes, Nothobranchiidae. Gene Ontology annotation, cellular component: nucleus.